AUGGAGGCAGAACUUCAGGCUAAGAUCGCUGGCCUGGACCAUGUCAUUUCUGAAUACUCUGUGGGGUACUUGACACAUGCUUCCAACCUUUAUGUGGAGGAUGCAAAUGCUCCAUCGCCACUCACGGAAGCCGCCGAAACAGUGACGGAACUGCUGGUCUCUGCCUCGGGAGACUUCUCCGCGCAGAAUCGCGAUGCAAUUGCCAACCUGGUGGAAAAAUUCAUUACAUCUCUGAGCUCCUCCGAUGGCAAUUCAGAGCGUAGGCAAAUGCCUUUUGCGGCCAAGAGACUCGACCAGACAAUCAACGUCGGCUCGCAGCGGAACAUGUCCUCUACCCUUGGCUUGACUGGCACCAAUGUGGACUUGGAGUCCGCCAAUGCCCGCAAAGUGGAGUCUCGUGUGGAUAAGAAGAAGUUGGAGAAGGCUGAGCGCAAGAUCAGAGCUAAGCAAGAGAAGAAACAAAUGAAGACGGUCACCUACGAGGCUUCGCGCCUAAUCCAGCCAGAUGAAACCAUGUCAUAUGAAGAAUUCUUCAUGGCUGUCAACCCGCUACAAUUGGGCUCGGACUCUCAGUCAAAGAGCAAGGACAUUAAGCUGGACAACCUCGACAUCACCAUUGGUGGUCUACGCAUUCUGACGGACGCUAAUUUGACCCUUGCCUUCGGUCGACGAUAUGGUCUGGUUGGUCAGAACGGUAUCGGAAAGUCUACUCUCUUACGAGCCCUGAGUCGCAGAGAAGUCGCCGUUCCCAGCCAUAUCUCGAUUCUCCAUGUUGAACAAGAGAUCACGGGUGACGAUACCCCAGCACUCCAGGCAGUGUUGGACGCAGACGUGUGGCGGAAACAUCUGCUGGCUGAACAAGAUAAAAUCACAAAGCAGCUGUCAGCUAUCGAAGAUGAACGAUCCUCCAUGGCAGACACUUCUAAGGAUGCUGCCAGGUUAGAUCAAGAACGAGAGGGCCUAGACAUCACCUUGAGUGAUAUUUACUCCAAGCUCUCUGAGAUGGAAUCUGAUAAGGCAGAGUCUCGAGCAGCAAGCAUCUUGGCUGGUCUUGGUUUCUCCCAAGAAAGGCAGCAAUUCGCGACCAAGACUUUCUCCGGAGGUUGGAGAAUGCGUCUUGCGCUGGCUCGAGCCCUAUUCUGCGAACCGGAUCUAUUGCUUCUUGACGAACCGUCGAACAUGUUGGAUGUUCCAUCUAUUACUUUCUUGUCUAACUACCUUCAAGGUUACCCUAGCACGGUGCUAGUCGUUUCUCACGACAGAGCGUUUUUGAACGAAGUCGCCACAGAUAUUGUCCAUCAACACUCAGAGAGAUUGGAUUACUACAAGGGCGCCAACUUCGAAUCGUUCUACGCCACAAAGGAAGAGCGAAGAAAGACUGCCAAGCGUGAAUAUGAGAAACAAAUGGCGGAGCGGGCUCAUUUGCAAGCUUUCAUCGACAAAUUCCGAUACAAUGCCGCCAAAUCGUCGGAAGCCCAGUCCAGAAUCAAGAAGCUCGAGCGUAUGCCAGCUCUUGAAGCACCCGAGAGCGAAUAUGUUGUGCACUUCCAAUUCCCCGAGGUCGAGAAACUCUCACCCCCUAUUGUCCAAAUGUCGGAUGUUUGCUUCGGCUACACCCCAGAAAGACCCCUCCUCAAGGAUGUUGAACUUGAUGUCCAGCUUGAUUCGCGUAUUGGAAUUGUUGGACCGAACGGUGCUGGUAAGACUACGGUGCUCAAACUGCUCACCAAUCAACUCCAGCCAACCAAGGGAUUGAUCUCUGCGCACUCGAGACUGCGCAUUGGGUUCUUCGCCCAACACCACGUUGAUGCUCUCGACAUGAACUCCAGUGCAGUGAGCUUCAUGGCCAAAACAUACCCCGGCAAGUCUGACGAGGAGUACCGAAGACACUUGGGAGCCUUCGGUAUCACCGGUAUGACUGGUCUUCAGCGAAUGGAGCUUCUGUCUGGAGGUCAGAAGUCUCGUGUCGCCUUCGCGUGCUUGUCUCUGACUAACCCCCACAUUCUUGUUCUUGACGAGCCUUCCAACCAUUUGGAUAUUGAAGGUAUGGAUGCGCUUUCUGACGCGCUCCAGCGAUUCGAGGGUGGUGUGGUGAUGGUUUCCCACGACGUGACGAUGUUGCAGAAUGUCUGCAAGAGUCUCUGGGUCUGUGAUAAGGGAACUGUUCACAAGUUCGACGGCGAUGUGAAGGCAUACAAGAAGAUGAUCACCGCACAGGCCGAUGAGGCUGGUGUUGUGGCUAAGCACUAA
Penicillium pulvis is the source of this 2250-nucleotide messenger RNA. Its product is annotated as putative AAA family ATPase GCN20. The transcript has 8 exons. The coding region runs from base 1 to 2250 and encodes 749 amino acids. The record is from RefSeq and is a predicted model, not a curated record. Gene Ontology annotation, molecular function: ATP hydrolysis activity; ATP binding. NCBI's taxonomy places the organism in Eukaryota, Fungi, Ascomycota, Eurotiomycetes, Eurotiales, Aspergillaceae.